AUGCCGCCUCCCCAGCCGUCGACCAGUCAAGCCGGACGCAGCGACACGACGUACGGUGUCGCGACCGGCACCAUUGGUGGUGGAUACGGACCGUACUCUUACAACCCCGCCGCCGCCGCCAAUAACGGUCACUAUGGCUCGUCGAGAUUCAGCGCUGCUAUAUCCGAGACAUCUGUGGGAACGGCCGGUGAGAAGACGGUCAACACUGCAACGCCCAUAGUAGGUUCCGCGACGGUGCAGCCAUACCCGUACCUGUGGGACACGAAGGAUCCCGAUCUCGACGAUGCUCUGCACAACCCCGACCCCAUUCGAGAUGCUGCCAUUGAGCGAAGUUGCACACCCUUCUCUCUCCGUGGAUGGCUGAACGUCUCGGCGCUCGUCAUCCUCGUCGGCGCCUUACUCACACUAUUCGCGGGAUAUCCUAUCAUCAAUUACUAUGAACAUCCAACGCCGAAGUCCGCAGGGUACAAUCUGGGCGGGAUCAAUGGCUCCGGUCAAAUACCGGACCUGCCCCAUAUGCGUCAAUUGGUCGACAAAGACACUCCAGACUCUGCUCUCAAGCACACGGCGUCAGAUGGGUCUACGUACAAGCUGGUGUUUAGCGAUGAAUUCGAGACGCCUGGCCGCACAUUUUGGCCUGGGGACGACCCGUUCUGGGAGGCGGUCGAUUUGAACUACUGGCCCACUGGUGAUAUUGAGUGGUACACGCCUACAGUAACCACCACGGAGAACGGAAAACUGGUCAUCACGAUGGAGGAAGUAGAGAACCAUAACUUGAACUUCCGCAGCUCAAUGCUUCAGACUUGGAACAAGUUCUGCUUUACAACUGGUUACGUCGAAAUAUCGGUCAGCCUUCCUGGAUCGCACGAUGCACCCGGGUUCUGGCCGGCUGCAUGGACGAUGGGCAAUUUGGGCCGUGCUGGCUAUGGUGCAACUACCCAGGGAACAUGGCCAUACUCUUAUGAUGCUUGCGAUGUCGGAACCUUCCCGAACCAGACGUACGCCAAUAGCACUCCAGCGGCUGCCGAUGGUCUCAGCAUCCAGCCUGGACAAAAGUUAUCCGCGUGUACAUGUCCUGGUUCUGAUCACCCUGGCCCUUCGGUCGACGUUGGCCGUUCUGCGCCUGAGAUCGAUAUUUUCGAGGCACAGAUUGUACCGCAGGGUUGGCGUGGACAAAUGUCCCAAAGUUUGCAAAUCGCGCCAUUCGACCUCGGCUACGAAUUCGACAAUUCGAGUUCUGUGACCACGGUUUACAACGACGACAUCACGUCGAUCAAUACGUACCAUGGCGGCCAGUAUCAAGAGGCAGUAUCGGCGCUGACGUUUAUCAAUUCUUCUGUAUACAACAACACGGAGUACGGAAUUUACGGCUACGAAUGGUAUUCAAACCCGAACGACCGCGACAGCGGAUAUGUGCAGUGGUACAGCAGUGGGGAGCCUUCGUGGAAGGUCACCUCAGGGUCACUCCCUGCUGAACCGAGUCUCGAAAUCUCGCAGCGACUCAUUUCAGAGGAGCCGAUGUACAUUAUUAUCAAUUUCGGCAUGUCACCGUCGUUUGAGCUUCAGGACUGGAUGCACUUGCAGUUCCCUUCGAAGAUGUACGUUGAUUAUGUGCGGGUCUACCAGCAAGAAGGCGCAGGAGACGACGCUGUCUCGUGUGAUCCGCCGAAUUACCCCACAGCAGACUACAUUAACAACCAUCUACCUGCGUACUCAAAUCCGAAUUACACAACAUGGUCGGAGGCGGGAUACGACUUCCCCCGCAACCGCCUGUACGACGGAUGCAGCUGA
Postia placenta MAD-698-R-SB12 is the source of this 1791-nucleotide messenger RNA. Its product is annotated as glycoside hydrolase family 16 protein. The transcript has 7 exons. Gene Ontology annotation, cellular component: plasma membrane; endoplasmic reticulum membrane. Lineage: Eukaryota; Fungi; Basidiomycota; Agaricomycetes; Polyporales; Adustoporiaceae. The coding region runs from base 1 to 1791 and encodes 596 amino acids. The record is from RefSeq and is a predicted model, not a curated record. Gene Ontology annotation, molecular function: glucosidase activity. Gene Ontology annotation, biological process: (1->6)-beta-D-glucan biosynthetic process; fungal-type cell wall organization.